Messenger RNA from Brassica oleracea var. oleracea, 1184 nucleotides. RefSeq names its product protein trichome birefringence-like 41. The record is from RefSeq and is a predicted model, not a curated record. The coding region runs from base 40 to 1095 and encodes 351 amino acids. Gene Ontology annotation, molecular function: O-acetyltransferase activity. Gene Ontology annotation, cellular component: Golgi apparatus. The transcript is spliced from 5 exons. Lineage: Eukaryota; Viridiplantae; Streptophyta; Magnoliopsida; Brassicales; Brassicaceae.
GUGCGUAUUUGAAUCUCUCUCUACCCCUUCUGUGUUGAGAUGGGUUUAAAGGAUAACGCCAUUUCUUAUGGCUCUACAUUAGUGUUAUCGCUUCUUCUUCUUCCUCUUCUUCACGAAACAGAGGGAUGUGAUAUGUUCACGGGACGGUGGGUGAAGGACGCUUCCUAUCCACUCUACGAUCCCUCCACGUGUCCUUUUAUACGACGCGAGUUCGCUUGCAAGAAAAAUGGACGGCCGGAUCUCGAUUACCCCACCUUCCGAUGGCAACCUCAGGACUGCAAAUUAGCAAGGUUCAAUGGAGUGGAGUUUUUGGAGAAAAACAAAGGGAAGAAGAUAAUGUUUGUUGGUGAUUCUCUUAGCCUGAAUCAAUGGCAAUCUUUAACAUGUAUGCUUCACUCUUCCGUUUCCAAUUCUCCCUAUAACCUAAGCACACAAGGCACUAUCUCAACCUUCACAUUCCAGGAGUAUGGAGUGGAAUUGAAGCUGGAUAGGAAUGUGUAUUUGGUAGAUAUAGUGAGGGAGAAGAUUGGGAGAGUGUUGAAGCUUGAUUCUAUCAAUGACGGACAUAACUGGUCAGAAAUGGAUACACUGAUUUUCAAUACUUGGCAUUGGUGGAGCCGUAGAGGUCCUUCACAACCAUGGGAUUAUAUUCAAUUAGGGACUAACGUUACAAAGGACAUGGACCGUGUGGCAGCAUUUGAAAUCGCACUAGGGACUUGGGGAAAAUGGGUCGAUACGGUUGUAGAUACUCAGAAAACUAAAGUCUUUUUUCAAGGAAUCUCACCAUCACAUUACAAAGGAGCUCUAUGGGGUGAACCAACGGCAAAGAGCUGUGCAGGACAGACUGAACCACUUUUGGGGACAAGUUAUCCAGGAGGAUUGCCAACAGAAGUUGGAGUUUUGAAGAGAGCACUUGGGAAAAUAUCGAAACCGGUGACUUUGUUAGAUAUUACAAUGCUUUCAUUGCUUCGCAAAGAUGGCCACCCUUCUAGUUAUGGUCUAGGCGGCCACACCGCCAAUGAUUGCAGCCACUGGUGUCUCUCUGGGGUGCCUGAUACUUGGAAUGAGAUUCUUUACAAUUAUAUGGUUUAUUAAUUACACUAAACAUAGAAUAUUUUUUUAGCAUAUUUGUUAUUGUGUUGGAUUCUACACUUGAAUCUGAAUAAAAAGAGGUAUUUUUCUUA